Fusarium coffeatum is the source of this 882-nucleotide messenger RNA. RefSeq lists its product as uncharacterized. NCBI's taxonomy places the organism in Eukaryota, Fungi, Ascomycota, Sordariomycetes, Hypocreales, Nectriaceae. The transcript has 2 exons. Gene Ontology annotation, molecular function: metallopeptidase activity; integrin binding; zinc ion binding. The record is from RefSeq and is a predicted model, not a curated record. Bases 1 to 882 code for a protein of 293 amino acids. Gene Ontology annotation, cellular component: fungal-type cell wall; cell surface; extracellular region.
AUGAUGUUCAAGUCCACCACCGCUGCCAUGCUUCUCUUCGGAGUCGCAAGCGCCACUCCCAUCCAAGGCCGCGCUGAAGCCAGCACCACCAAGUCCGCCUCUACCUCCUCUCCCACCAGCGCCUACGACUGGUCUGAGGGCUGGACAAAGGACUACCCCAUCCACCAGUCCUGCAACGCUACCCUCCGUCACCAGCUCUCCAACGCGCUUGACGAGACCGUUCAGCUGGCGCAGCAUGCUAAGGAUCAUAUUCUGCGCUACGGGCACAAGUCUGAGUUUGUCCAGAAGUACUUUGGCAAUGGAUCUACUGCUCAGCCUAUUGGAUGGUACGACCGUGUUGUCAACGCUGAUAAGACGGGAAUGCUCUUCCGAUGUGAUGACCCUGACAAGAACUGCGCCACUCAGGAUGCCUGGGCUGGUCACUGGCGAGGCGACAACGCCACCUCGGAGACCGUCAUCUGCCCUCUCUCCUUCGAAAUCCGCCGCAACCUCGACUCUGUCUGCAACCUAGGCUACACCGUCGCCAACUCCAAGCUCAACACCUUCUGGGCCACCGACCUUCUUCACCGCGUUCUCCACAUUCCUAUCAUCAGCGAGGAAACAGUCGACCACUUCGCCGAGAACUACACCGACGCCCUCGCUCUCGCCAAGAAGGAUCCUUCCAAGAGCGCCAUCGACAGUGAUGCUCUGCAGUACUUUGCCAUUGACGUCUGGGCCUAUGACAUUGCUGCUCCUGGAAAGGGAUGUACUGGUGAGGUUGAGGAGGAAGAGGAGGAGGAGAAGCCUACUGCUACCAAGGCUGAUUCUUCCAAGCCUAGCGCUACUAAGGAGGCUCCUAAGGAGUGCCAUACCCAUGAUGAUGGUGUUGUGCACUGUUCCUAA